AUGACCGAACCACAACACCAUCCGCAUCUGCCACAUAUCGGCAAUGGCCACUACGAUGGCGAAGUGCAUCACCACAGGAAGUUGAGCGACAGGCUAGAGGCGCGCGGUGAGGCCGAUGGAAUGCACUCGCCGCCGUCGUCGCGAUCGUCUUCGUCGAACGAUGACCAGCUCGCCAACCAAGCUGACGACACGGCAAAGCAGAACGGCAAUGCGACGGGGUCAGACAAGCAGUCGCUCGGAUACGACAUCAAGCUGACGCGCCGCUCGUCUGAUCCUGCCGCCGACUCGCAGACGCUUUCGCCCGACGAGCUGCCCGAGCAUUGGGUGCCAACUAUGGUCUCGCAGCUCAACCGCGCCACCUCGAGCGCGUUUGGCCAGCUCACCUCGGGCGCUCCCUCGCCGCGACGCAACUCCAGCGCCGAUCAUACAGAUCACGACCAGCCGGAACGUAAAUCCAGCGAGGGCCACGUGCUGCCGCGGCUGACGUUCUGCAACCCGUGGAGCAAGAGCUUCCGCAAGCCGGGCGUGAAAGAGCUGCUCAACGGCGGACUCAAGUGGGGUCUGCCGGACAGCUACACCGAAGGAUCCGGACGCGGUUCCGUCCGCGCGUCCGGAUUCAAGUCGCAAAAGAAGGCGCAACGACAGCUGCAGCUCGCCAAGCAGCAGGACGAGGAGCUCGGAGAGGGGUGGGAUGACGUCGGCGUCGUACAACCUCACUGGGGUUGGCCAUCGUCGGCGCUGCAAAAUGAAGUGAAAGACACCCGAAACACCAACGCUUCUAUCGGCGACGUUCCAGGGCCUAGCGAUGGGGGCGAGGCGGACUUCAAGGCCAAGGAGCGCGCGGUCAACGAGUGGUGCGAUCCAACCGAUCCCUCUCGUCCUGCGGCGCGGGUGACCUGGCUUGGCCACGCAAGCACGCUCUUACAGCUUCCGCCGCUGGGUGGCACCAGUCCCGGCGAAGGGAGGGAAGAUGUAUCGGGUCGAUCGCUCAAUAUCCUCUUUGACCCAAUCUUUAGCGAGCGCUGUUCGCCGUCGCAGUCUGCGGGGCCGCAGCGCUUCACGCCCGCACCGUGCAGCGUUUCCGACUUGCCGCCAAUCGACAUUGUGGUGAUUUCGCACUCGCACUACGACCAUCUGGACUACCACACGUUCCGGGAGCUGCGCCACCUACGCGGGGAUCGCAUCCAUGCCAUCGUCCCGCUCGGCGUCAAGGACAAGCUGACGGGCGCGGGUGGGUUUGGGUGGCAUAAAGACCAAGUCAGCGAGCUCGAUUGGUGGGACCAUGCCACGCUCACCUGCACCGGCACCGGGUCGGUCAAAGUCAUGUGCACGCCCGCGCAGCACGGUAGCGGCCGAGGGGCGGGGGAUAAAGAUGCGAGUCUGUGGGCGAGUUGGGUGGUCGAGUGGAACAACGACUCUGCACGCUUCGCAGCAUUCUUUGCGGGGGAUACCGGGUUGAAGUUCCACCACGACAGUCCGGACAAGCGGCACAAGUAUCCAGCGUGUCCGGCGUUUGGCGAGAUUGCGCGUCGAUGUGGACCGUUUGACCUGCUGCUGUUGCCGAUCAGCGUGGGAAGCUCGUUGAGCUACUUUCGGUCGUGGGAUCCGUUCCCGCGUGCGAUGUCGCCGUUCCCGCGUGUUUCGGGUACACUCACGUCGAGCAUCCACAUGGACCCGUACGACGCCGUCGAGUGCCAUGCCAUCUUCAAGGCAGAGGAGAAGAAGCCGAGCAAGGUGGUGAGUCUGGCGGUGCAUUACGGCACGUUUGUGCGCAACGAGGAACAGACGAGGGCGGAUGUACGAGAAUUGGGACAGGCGUGCUCCAAGCAGCGGCUGCGAUUUGCGCGGGUGCGCGACGAAACCGCUCUGCUCCAUUCACAGUCCAAGGACGAUGUGUUCAUCGUGGCCGAUCAGGGUAAGACGGUCUGGUUACCCAUCCACACGACCUGA
Moesziomyces antarcticus is the source of this 1950-nucleotide messenger RNA. Its product is annotated as N-acyl-phosphatidylethanolamine-hydrolyzing phospholipase D. Gene Ontology annotation, biological process: N-acylethanolamine metabolic process; N-acylphosphatidylethanolamine metabolic process. Gene Ontology annotation, molecular function: N-acylphosphatidylethanolamine-specific phospholipase D activity. Lineage: Eukaryota; Fungi; Basidiomycota; Ustilaginomycetes; Ustilaginales; Ustilaginaceae. The transcript has a single exon. Gene Ontology annotation, cellular component: membrane-bounded organelle; cytoplasm. Bases 1 to 1950 code for a protein of 649 amino acids. The record is from RefSeq and is a predicted model, not a curated record.